Messenger RNA from Microplitis demolitor, 703 nucleotides. RefSeq names its product dynein regulatory complex protein 8. The coding region runs from base 77 to 676 and encodes 199 amino acids. The transcript is spliced from 3 exons. The record is from RefSeq and is a predicted model, not a curated record. NCBI's taxonomy places the organism in Eukaryota, Metazoa, Arthropoda, Insecta, Hymenoptera, Braconidae. Gene Ontology annotation, molecular function: calcium ion binding.
AUUUAACAAAUUUGUUUGCUAGCAGAUUAUUUUCAAAGGUGUCUUUUGAUCAGUCCGAUUACGAAAGAUUUAAAAAAUGACAGGAUCAUUGGAGCCAACGUUGUUAGAAAAAAGGAUUUCAGAUGCAUUUGACGUGUUCGAUAAUGCAAGAAGUCAUGAAGUUGAUGUCAGAGAACUGGGAACGAUAAUAAGAUCUCUGGGAUGUGUGAUAAGUGAAGCUGAGCUCCAAGAGAUUCAAGUUGAAGUUGAAGAUGUGGAAAAUAAUUGCGUUACUCAAGAAAGAUUUGUCGAAUAUAUGUCCAAGGCAAUAUGUGAACAAAAAUUCAAGCCAGCAGAUCCUGAAGAUCUACUGCAGGCAUUCCAGCUUCUUGACCCAGACAAUCAUGGGUACAUAAUGCGAGGUGACAUGGAAAAAGCACUGAUGGAAAUUGGAGAACCUUUUACCAAAGAGGAGAUUGAUGAAAUGAUGUCAGUGGCUUGUGAUCCGACGACUAAUAGAAUAAACUACGAGCAUUACAUUAAUUCGCUCAUUGUAAGUUUAUUUUUUUCAACUAUUGAUUAUGAGUACUUGAUGUAUUUUAUUAGAUUGAUCUGCCUGAUGAUAAAAACGUUUAUAAAAUCGCUCAACUUUCGGAAGCAAACAAACCAAAGAUUCAAAUUAAACCCUCGGUAUUAAAUGACUUUAUUUAAAUAAAAUAAUCAA